UUCAUCAGAAUCUAGAAUUCGAAAGAUCUCACUUUUCCCUCUAAAACGCUUCGUUUCAAUUUCGAAGUUUCAGAUCUCUUUUUUGUCUGUUUCUGGCUGAUAAUGGAUACUUCAAAGGAGAAGAAAGGUGCCGGAGGAAGAAGAGGAGGGGAUAGGAAGAAGGCUGUUUCGAAGUCGAUCCGGGCGGGGCUCCAAUUCCCAGUUGGUCGAAUUGCUAGGUUUCUCAAAAAGGGCCGUUAUGCUCAGAGAUUUGGGGUCGGAGCCCCGAUAUAUCUCGCUGCAGUUCUUGAGUAUCUAGCCGCUGAGGUGUUGGAGUUGGCUGGGAAUGCAGCACGAGACAACAAGAAGAAUAGAAUUAACCCUAGGCAUGUGCUUUUAGCAGUGAGGAACGAUGAAGAGUUAGGGAAAUUGCUUCAAGGAGUGACCAUUGCUAGUGGUGGGGUGCUACCCAACAUCAACCCAGUUCUUUUGCCCAAGAAAUCUGCAGCUACUGAUAAACCUUCAGCGUCAAAAUCCCCCAAGUCCGCCAAAAGCGCUUAAAGAUGAAUCCUACUAGUUAUGUAUUAGUUCCAAUAAUGGAAUGCAGGAUCUAGGAGUUAGUCUUAGUCUUUUUCCCCUUCUUUUUUGUUUUCCUUGUGAAUUUAACUAUCUUUGUAGGCGAUGACAAAGUUUAUAAAGGAAGUUUCCUUGUUUCCUUCA
Hevea brasiliensis (rubber tree) is the source of this 699-nucleotide messenger RNA. RefSeq names its product probable histone H2A.5. The record is from RefSeq and is a predicted model, not a curated record. NCBI's taxonomy places the organism in Eukaryota, Viridiplantae, Streptophyta, Magnoliopsida, Malpighiales, Euphorbiaceae. Gene Ontology annotation, molecular function: protein heterodimerization activity; DNA binding; structural constituent of chromatin. The transcript is spliced from 2 exons. Bases 103 to 540 code for a protein of 145 amino acids. Gene Ontology annotation, cellular component: nucleosome.